This is a messenger RNA of Cercocebus atys (sooty mangabey), 3276 nucleotides long. It is a transcript of the gene FPGS, whose product is annotated as folylpolyglutamate synthase. Gene Ontology annotation, cellular component: cytoplasm; mitochondrion; cytosol. Gene Ontology annotation, molecular function: tetrahydrofolylpolyglutamate synthase activity; ATP binding. Gene Ontology annotation, biological process: tetrahydrofolylpolyglutamate biosynthetic process. Bases 1043 to 2809 code for a protein of 588 amino acids. NCBI's taxonomy places the organism in Eukaryota, Metazoa, Chordata, Mammalia, Primates, Cercopithecidae. The record is from RefSeq and is a predicted model, not a curated record. The transcript has 15 exons.
GAACUCGUCACCUCAUGAUCUGCCCACUGUGGACUCCCAAAGUGCUGGCAUUACAGAUGUGAGCCACUGCGUCCAGUCUCUUGAUUAUGUUUAUGCAGUUAUUAAACUAUGUGCAUGCAUAUGUAUAGAGAAAGUUUCAAUGACUAAAAAUAAGGAACCCAAGAGAGGGAAGAAAUUCUCUAUCUCCCACGGGGCCAGGGUCGGGACACUCCAGCAGUGUGUGAAGAGCAGAAGUCCAGCCAGUGACAGACUCUUCCCAAAACAUCACUUGCUUAUUUCGAAAUCAAACAAUUUCUCAUAAAUAUUUUCUCCCAACGCUGGGAAGAGGGAGAGGGGAAGGAGGUACGGAAACUCCAACAGUCAUGUGAAGGACUGCCUUUUAUUAGACUGAUUAUCCGCAGUGGGUUGUUUGCAGCUUCCUCCUCCCGGGUUCUGGGUCUCAGCUGUCAAAAGGAUUUCACCAUGCAACUUUCUCAUGCUAGCAGGUGGGGCCAAGAAGCUAAUAGAUGGGAGAAAGCUCUGAAAACUUCAGGACGACAAAUAGGUAUCCUCCUCACUCACAGAAAAGAAGGAUUACUGCCCCACCAUCCCCUGGUGGCCCUCGAAUCCAUUCUCUAAACAGCAGCAGCUGUUUAGAGGUGUCUCAGGUGUCCGCAGUUCUGUCAUCCUAUCCCUGUUUGGAGCAGAGACUGAGGGCUGCUGACCGGGACCGGCUAUUUUGGGACGUGCUGCGGGGUCCUUGGGAGGAUGGUGACAAAAGGAGUGCGUGCCCGCUAAGGGAGGGGACGCCCCGGAGCGUGCCACUCAUAAACAUGGUCCCGAGGCCUGCCCCUCACCAGGAUGGUGCACUCGGGAGGCGCGGCUUUUUAGUGGCGCACGAGGGCUGGUCGGGGGAGUUUAGGGCGGUGCUGAUAGAUGGCAGGUGGGGCGGUGCUGCGCUGAUUGGCGCGGGGCGGGGUGAGGCGGCGCUGCGCUGAUUGGCGGGCGGCGGGGCGGGGCGUCUCCCGCCCGGGCCUAGCGCGCUGCCUAGGUCGCCGGGGCUAUGUCGCGGGCGCGGAACCACCUGCGCGCCGCUCUAUUCCUGGCAGCGGCGUCUGCGCGCGGCGUAACGACCCAGGUCGCGGCGCAGCGGGGCUUGAGCGCGUGGCCGGUGCCGCAGGAGCCCAGCAUGGAGUACCAGGAUGCCGUGCGCAUGCUUAAUACCCUGCAGACCAAUGCCGGCUACCUGGAGCAGGUGAAGCGCCAGCGGGGUGACCCCCAGACACAGCUGGAAGCCAUGGAACUGUACCUGGCACGGAGUGGGCUGCAGGUGGAGGACUUGGACCGGCUGAACAUCAUCCACGUCACUGGGACGAAGGGGAAGGGCUCCACUUGUGCCUUCACGGAAUGUAUCCUCCGAAGCUAUGGCCUGAAAACGGGAUUCUUUAGCUCUCCCCACCUGGUGCAGGUUCGGGAGCGGAUCCGCAUCAACGGGCAGCCCAUCAGUCCCGAGCUCUUCACCAAGUACUUCUGGCGCCUCUACCACCGGCUGGAGGAGACCAAGGAUGGCAGCUGUGUCUCCAUGCCCCCCUACUUCCGCUUCCUGACACUCAUGGCCUUCCACGUCUUCCUCCAAGAGAAGGUGGACCUGGCAGUGGUGGAGGUGGGCAUUGGCGGGGCUUAUGACUGCACCAACAUCAUCAGGAAGCCUGUGGUGUGCGGCGUCUCUUCUCUUGGCAUCGACCACACCAGCCUCCUGGGGGACACGGUGGAGAAGAUCGCAUGGCAGAAAGGGGGCAUCUUUAAGCAAGGCGUCCCUGCCUUCACUGUGCUCCAACCUGAAGGUCCCCUGGCAGUGCUGAGGGACCGAGCCCAGCAGAUCUCAUGUCCUCUCUACCUGUGUCCGACGCUGGAGGCCCUGGAGGAAGGGGGGCCGCCGCUGGCCCUGGGCCUGGACGGGGAGCACCAGCGGUCCAACGCCGCCUUGGCCUUGCAACUGGCCCACUGCUGGCUGCAGCGGCAGGACCGCCAUGGUGCCGGGGAGGUGAAGGCAUCCAGGCCGGGGCUCCUGUGGCAGCUGCCCCUGGCACCCGUGUUCCAGCCCACAUCCCACAUGCGGCUUGGGCUUCGGAACACGGAGUGGCUGGGGCGGACACAGGUGUUGCGGCGCGGGCCCCUUACCUGGUACCUGGACGGCGCGCACACCCCCAGCAGCGUGCAGGCCUGCGUGCGCUGGUUCCGCCAGGCGCUGCAGGGCCGAGAAAGGCCGAGCGGCAGUGGGCCCGAGGUUCGAGUCUUGCUCUUCAAUGCUACCGGGGACCGGGACCCGGCGGCCUUGCUGAAACUGCUGCAGCCGUGCCAGUUUGACUAUGCCGUCUUCUGCCCCAACCUGACAGAGGUGUCAUCCACAGGCAAUGCAGACCAACAGAACUUCACGGUGACACUGGACCAGGUUCUGCUCCGCUGCCUGGAACACCAGCAGCACUGGAACCACCUGGACGAAGAGCAGGCCAGCCCGGACCUCUGGAGCGCCCCCAGCCCAGAGCCUGGUGGGCCCACAUCCCUACUGCUGGCGCCCCACCCACCCCACACCUGCAGCGCCAGCUCCCUCGUCUUCAGCUGUAUUUCACAUGCCUUGCAAUGGAUCAGCCAAGGCCGAGACCCUGUCUUCCAGCCACCCACUCCCCCAAAGGGCCUCCUCACCCACCCUGUGGCUCACAGUGGGGCCAGCGUACUCCAUGAGGCUGCUGCCAUCCAUGUGCUGGUCACUGGCAGCCUGCACCUGGUGGGUGGUGUCCUGAAGCUGCUGGAGCCUGCACUGUCCCAGUAACUGAGGCCCGGGGUUGGAGGUGGGAGCCUCCCACACCUGCCUGCGUUCUCCCCAUGAACUUACAUACUAGGUGCCUUUUGUUUUCUGCUUUCCUGGUUCUGUCUAGACUGGCCGAGGGAGCAGGGCUCUGGGAUGGGAGGCCAGGAGAGGAUGUCCUCUUUUCUAAGGCUCUGUGCCUUGGUCUCUCCUUCCUCCUGGCCGAGAUAGCGAGGGGCUCCCCGGGUCUCUCACUGUUGCAGUGGCCUGGCCGUUCAGCCUGUCUCCCCCCCAUACCUUGCCUGCCUCCUGGCUCAGGCCCAGCGUAUUGUGUGCACUGCCUGGCCAGGCCCUGGGUCCUGCCAUGUGUUGGGUGGUAGAUUUCCUCCUCCCAGUGCCUUCUGGGAAGGGAGAAGGCCUCUGCCUGGGACACCCUAGGACAGUGGGUGGCUGGAGUGAAUUAAAGCCUUUAACUUUGUUUUUUAAAGAAA